Molecule: messenger RNA, 4449 nt
Organism: Topomyia yanbarensis
Lineage: Eukaryota; Metazoa; Arthropoda; Insecta; Diptera; Culicidae
Exons: 12
Coding region: 1044-2672 (542 amino acids)
Source: RefSeq, a predicted model, not a curated record
CUGGCGCCGAGAGUGGAAGUGAUUUUUUUCGACUCCAGUUGUAGGCAGAUCGUUUUAACAUUCGUCGAGUUUGGAAAAUAUCCGCUUGGGUGGACAGCAGAAGAAAAGCACCUUGUUGUGGUGGUCAUUCACGGAGUCGCCUUAUACUUGGUUCGAAAUCGAGACUACAUAGCUAGCCGAAACAAGCCGACGCUGUGCGGCACCGGUGGAGGUCGUUGUGUAAUACCGAGUUGGUGAAAUAUAACAUCGCGGGUGAUGAAUAAAUUAAGUUUGUUUUUUUUGUGGAUUAUAAGUAGCACUACUAACUAGCACAGUUCAAAACUCGAUACAGUACUUUUGAUAUGCGAAACUUUGUGUGAAUCAGAAAUGAAAGCAUAAGCUUCUAGACGCAUUUGAAGCGUUGAAAAAUAUUAAUCCUUCGACGACAAAAAAAUCAGUGUCAUAACUGUUCCACCUUCUAAAAACCCUACACCUGUUCCCGUGUCAGCCAAAACAAUAAUCCAGAAAGUGUAGGAGGAAGCAAAACAAACCGACAGCUCCAGAAACUAUGGUAAAAAAGUGACUGUGGUGACGACGAGACCAUCAACAAAGUCGUUCAAAUACCCAUUUUGAACGCGCACGCGACACAGUGACGAACGCAAGCGCGAAAAAACGGUAAUACAGAUUGAAGAAAAUUACACCCUAACUGAACGGCUGGGGGCUGUGAGUCACCCGAAAGAAAAGUGUAGGUACGGCGUGAUUUAGAACGAGAACGACGGAGAAAGCACACCGCCGAUGACAAUACAUACAGAUUGAGACGGAUUCGUUACGGUGUGAAGGAAUUGUAGGUUGCUGGCUCGUCACAUUCUGAGGUUGGUUGGUGUUGCUGCGAAAAACUGACUGACACGCGGAUGCCUUUGAUGAAUGGAUAACGCAAAGUGAUCUUUUGGUGCUUUUGUGAAGCGGAAAAUAGCGAAAUUCUUAUAGGGUGUUGAACAAUCCGGAGCCGAAAGCUCGAAAGAAGAACGGAAAACUGUGUUGCUGAAAAACGGUUUUCAUUUAGAAUGAAGCUGAAAGGAAGGUUACGUCACGUCGGGUGGUGUGCUUUCAUCAUAGUGGCGGCACAGUCAAUCAUCUUGGCACGCUCAACUGACACUUCAAGUGCGACUACAGCAGCUUCAGUUGGAUUUCAAACUUUAGAUAACAGCUCUCAGCAGAGUCUGUACAGUACGCAUGGUCUCACAUCAGCAGCAUCGGCUGAUGCACUUACUACGGCCAGUCGAGGAUCCAUUUCGUCUACGGUGGCUCCAAAGAUCCAGCGAAAACGUGGCAGUUCAGGAAAGAAAAGUUCCAUCGUCAGCCAAAUCCACGAUAAUGUGAACAAUUCGCGCGAAUCUUUAACCCACGAGGGCAGUGAACCGGUCGUCUACGUGUCGGAUACAGCCGGGUAUAUACCACUGACGUCGAUACAGGCAGGCCACUCACGGCUGCCCCCGGUCUAUGGAAAUGACAAUGAUCCUGCCUGGCGACCAGACCCAUGGGACAGAGACUACAAUCGGCGCCAUCGGUUCAACAACACACGAGUGCAGCAUAUUGAAGCAGAGUGCCAAGAUGACUACAUGAAGAUUCGUAUCGGUUUCAAUGGAUCUUUCAGUGGGCUUCUGUAUUCGUCAGGUUACGCUUACGAUCCCGAUUGCAUGUACAUCAAUGGAUCCGGUCGGGACUAUUACGAGUUUCUUAUCCAGCUGAACAGAUGCGGAACGCUAGGGAAGAAUGCCAACGGGGACGACAGCCGGAAGAAUCCAACGAAAAAUUUCAUGUGGAACACGGUCACAGUGCAGUACAAUCCACUGAUCGAGGAGGAAUUUGAUGAACACUUCAAGGUGACCUGCGAGUACGGGUAUGACUUUUGGAAAACGGUAACAUUUCCGUUUCUCGACGUUGAAGUUGCCACCGGAAAUCCCGUAGUAUUUACGUUGAGUCCUCCCGAGUGCUACAUGGAAAUACGCAACGGAUACGGAACGACUGGAACGCGAGUUACCGGUCCGGUUCGUGUUGGUGAUCCUUUGACACUGAUCAUUUACAUGAGAAGCAAGUACGACGGGUUUGAUCUGGUUGUAAAUGACUGUUUUGCGCAUAAUGGGGCAAACAAAAAAAUUCAGCUUAUAGAUGAGUACGGGUGUCCUGUGGAUGACAAACUGAUCUCCCGCUUCCGAGGCAGCUGGACUGACGGAAGUCUGUACGAAACGCAAGUCUAUGCUUAUAUGAAAACAUUCCGCUUCACUGGAUCACCUGCGUUGUAUAUCGAGUGUGAUGUUCGGAUGUGUCACGGACGGUGUCCCAGCCAACCCUGCCAUUGGAGAAAUCUAAAGGGUAUCAGUAAGCGAGAGGUGCAACAGGAGAGCAACUCUACGCUGUCGGAAAAUAUCAGCCUGUUUCAAUCGCUUCGGGUCCUCCAGGAGGAGGACGUUGAUCAGAGAGAGAAGAAGGAAGCUGCAACCGUUGCUAAACCCCAAGAUAUCACGGAGACCUGCAUGAAAACUUCUCUACUGUCUGCCAUGCUAGCGACGUGCUGUGUAGUGUUAUGUGUACUUUCGGGAUCCCUGCUGGCAGCUUGUGCUAAGCUCAGGUAUCGCAAGAUGGAUGAGGGUUUCUACGAUGCUUAUAUAGGACACAAAGCUCAGCUGGACUAGGGUGAUUACACGAAGAGGAAGCCCAUUAUUUCGAUUUCAUAUCAAUGUCAUUAGUGGUAACUCAAAUCUGAUAAUGAAAGUAGCUACUACGAGAAAGAGUCUUGCAGCGUUAGUCGAUUUAUUGAAACAUUAGCAAUUUUCUCGUGUUCAGAAACGAGCUCUGGCUAUAGAAUCAUUCCAAUCGCGCAAUGGAGAUGGGGUUGGAUUAAGAAAAUGGCUGAAUGCAAUGUUACUAUUUGAAGUAAUUUAGCAACUUUGGGAUUCUAUUACGAACACCUGUUUUGAUUACUCUUUUCUGUAUAAUGCGCAUUUUUGAGUUAAAUAUUUGGGAAAUGAUUUCCUCAUUCCAAAUAAAUAUGAUUAAAGGGAAAAGUUGUAAAGUUAUGAAGAUAUUCCAUCUUGAGCUUCGUAAAUAAUCUGCCGAUCAUCCUCUACCCUACUCUGUCCCUUUGACUAUCCCAGAGACCCUUGAUGUUUCUGCUUUACUUCAAUGACGUGUAUUUGUGCUGAAGUCUCCUCGCUGGUCUUCAUAGACGAUUUGAAAAUAUUUCAUGUCAUCAGCUGAAUUGUAGAUUGCUAAUUGCUCCAACAACAGCUUGAAAUCUUUGCUGGUUGUGGUGUAGCAAGAACCGCAAUCGAAUUCUCACGAAAGACAGAGCUCUGCCUGACAGAAAUGCUUUAUGAUUGCCGAAAAUUUGGAGAGAAUUUUGCCAGGCGUUAAGCGAGCGCUAAUGGUUGAGGGGGUUUCACAGUCGACUGUCCUGAUGUUUUACUCGAAUGAUAUAGUCACCCUACGUAAAGUCAAAACAAAAAUCAAUUAAUGUCGGACUCUUUUCAAAUUGCGCUACAUAUUUCAAGUAUUAUACAGUUAAUAACUAAAUAAUACUGCCGAUAAGUGUAUUGUUAGUUCUAAAUCGAAAGAAUGCAUUAUCUAUAUUCAAUAAAAUGCUAAGUUAAGUACGGAAUAGGCAAAUAUAUUUUUAUAGGAUGAAUCCAAAGACUGCCAAAUGACGGAGGAUUUCUACGUAAGGCAGAGAAGCAAUUUUAUUUUGUUGGUGCGGUCUUGGGUAAACGAAUGGUCUGAAUGCGAAAAUUUUCAAAGAUUUUCCUAGUUAAGGUUAGAAUUAUAGCAUGUAAUUAUUAAUGACACCAGAAGCCAACUUUUCAUCUAUUGAAAUGGACAACGGUUUUUUCGUUGAGAUUGGCGUAUAAAUUAACAACCGAUCUUUUCAUUGAUUAACAAUAAUACAAAACGUGAAAACCGUUGGCCAUUGUUGAAAAUAAAACAUAGAUGAGCACCGAAUAUUACCAACAAUAAAUUUUAAAAAAAAAAAAUGUAAUGUCCAGAGCUCGAGGUCAAAAAUAAACUUUCGAUAAAACAUGUACUUUAACACAGUUUCAAUUUAUUAAAAAUCAACAAAUUGCAACCGAGAUUGUCGCGUUAUAAAGUACUAGAUCAUCUGUGAUUGAAGUUUCUGUAUUAAAAAGGCACUUCCUGCUCUGAUAUGUUUCACCAAAGUACUUCCAAGUUAGUCUAAACUAUUGGAGCAGGAAUUGUUUGUAACAUUUCAUAUAGUUGUAAAGUACCAGUGAUCAUAAGUUAAACAUAUGUAAAUAUUCAGUUUUAAGCAUAAUCAUGGCAUUCAUUGGGUUCUAUACAGUAGAAACUGCAGAGCAUUGGAAGGUAUUAAGAUAUACUCCAUGUAACAUCAGUUACUUAUCGCUCUUUGAUUAAUUAUAACAUUCCUUCAACGAUAAUUCAUUUAUAACAAUACAU